UGUUGCACUUCAACCAAUUGUUCAUUUUUCUCUUAUCAGCUUUCAUCCACUCGCGAUGCUCGAUUCAACAGGAAGCAUAAAUCGAAUUAUGACAAACUGAUUGUGGCGCUCAUCGAAGUGGAAAAUUGCUUCAGAUGUGAAACUUUUUUCUUCCCCCUUCAUGGAUAUCGCUUAACUCCAUUUGCCAUCAGAAUGUCCGCCCAGCCGAACGUGGUUUCCCUCGAGCAGCUUGACAAGGACUUUCAAAGCAUUUUGGAGUCCGUCGAACAGUUGAACCUCCCGAAAGUGGACGUUUACAGUGUAUUUGCACCUCUCAGGUGGCAUUUGUUUAGAAGGAAGUGGAUUAAACGGUUUAAAUGGUGUCUUUUGCUUGUGGUUUUGUCGUUGGCGAUUUAUUACGUGCCAAUUUUGAACUGGAACGCGUCGGCAGUGGGAAGACUAGUGAUGGUUCAGGUUCUACCGUUCUGGGAUUGGAGACCGCUGCACAACGAAAAAUGCUUGGUGAAGUCAUUUUUUAGUUCAAAAGUUGAAAGUCGCAGUGAAUCUCGGUUUGAAAAUUCCCCUUUCUUUGAGGAGUGUGCAGUUUGUGAAAAUAUUGAAUCCAUCUCGAAACACGAAAAAGUUUCUUAUGAUUUCCUGUACGAGAAACAUAUGCUAAGAAGUCUACCGGUGGUCAUAACGGAUUCACAUCGGCACUGGAAGGACAGAUCGUGGGAAAAUGUGUCAAAUUUCUUGGAAUCAAUCGAGCCUAUUCUGCUCAACAACCCUUGUAAUGUGCAAACCAACUUGAUUCUGGACCAGGGCCGAAGAAAGGACAACAAAUACGCAAACUUACUCGACAUCCUAAUCUCAUCCACCAGCAACGAUUCCUGGUUUCUGCACUUUAGAAAUUGUCAGCUCAAAACGGUCAAAACCACCAGGCUUCUCUUCGAAAGACCAUAUUUUUACGCGCCCCACCUGGAAAUGCCCUACACCACGUGGUUGUUACUCUCAAGCCAAUAUCACUCAAAAGGUACGAAAUCACUGAAAAUGGACGGAUUGGUCAUCGUGAUGCAGUUGAAGGAAACGCUCAAAGUGAGGCUGGUGCCGAAAGGGGAGUGUGUCGAGGUUUGCAGUGUGCUGGAUGUGGAGCUGAGCGAUGGAGAAGCAUUGUUGUUUUCGACCAAUUUGUGGAAAUUUCAGUACAAGCCGUUUAUGGAGAAUGGUACCGCGAUAACGUUCAUUACGGAAACGUAUGAAAAUUAACGAUAAUAAAUAUGGGUUGUGUGUCGAUAACUACUUACUUACUUACUUUCACAUUCUUUAAAAAACCGAUGACGCAAUAAAUUCAAUUGUUA
Messenger RNA from Culex pipiens pallens (northern house mosquito), 1337 nucleotides. RefSeq lists its product as uncharacterized. The transcript has 2 exons. Bases 193 to 1245 code for a protein of 350 amino acids. The record is from RefSeq and is a predicted model, not a curated record. Lineage: Eukaryota; Metazoa; Arthropoda; Insecta; Diptera; Culicidae.